Messenger RNA from Eutrema salsugineum, 1040 nucleotides. Its product is annotated as nuclear transcription factor Y subunit A-7. Gene Ontology annotation, biological process: regulation of transcription by RNA polymerase II. Bases 163 to 765 code for a protein of 200 amino acids. Gene Ontology annotation, cellular component: CCAAT-binding factor complex. The transcript is spliced from 6 exons. The record is from RefSeq and is a predicted model, not a curated record. Gene Ontology annotation, molecular function: DNA-binding transcription factor activity, RNA polymerase II-specific; RNA polymerase II cis-regulatory region sequence-specific DNA binding. NCBI's taxonomy places the organism in Eukaryota, Viridiplantae, Streptophyta, Magnoliopsida, Brassicales, Brassicaceae.
GUGUUUGGAAUGAAAAUUGCGGAAGGGAAAAAAACGACACUCCCUCGCUCUCUCUCUCUCUCUCUGUCUCUAUUUCAUUUAUUUCUUCUUCUCGGAGACUUUGAAGAAGACAGAGAAGAAAAUUGCAGAGAGUUCUGCUUUCGGACAUUAAGCUCAUGAGUCAUGACUUCUUCAAUCCAUGAGCUUUCUGCUUGUCCAGAUAACGUUGAAAGUCAUGAGAAGCAAGAACUGAGAGAUUCUCAAAUCCAAAUCCAACCACCAAUUCCUCCAGGUAGAAAUUCUGAUUCAAUUGCUACAAGCUUAGUCCACUCGGAACAGCUUCCUCACUCCAUGGCACCUGGACACUACCCAUAUCCAGAUCCUUACUACAGAAGCAUCUUUGCACCGCCUUGUGAUGCGCAAGCGUUUUCUCCACGACCCUAUGCUGGGAUACAUCUACAGUUAAUGGGAAUCCAGCAACAAGGUGUUCCUUUACCAUCUGAUGCAGUCGAGGAACCUGUUUUUGUUAACGCAAAGCAAUACCAUGGAAUACUAAGGCGCAGGCAAUCUAGAGCAAAACUUGAAUCUCAGAAUAAAGUUGUCAAGUCACGCAAGCCGUAUCUGCAUGAAUCUAGGCAUUUGCAUGCGAUAAGACGACCAAGAGGAUGUGGUGGUCGGUUUCUCAAUGCCAAGAAGGAGGACGAGCGUCAAGAAGACAGUCAUGAAGAAAAUUCCAACCUUAGCUCUGAUAAAUCCGCCAUGGCUACUUCUAGUGGUACACUUUGAGAAGGUCUUCCAUACGUAGCUUUGUUCUGUUUUGGCUAUGUUUGGUCUCAGAUCAUCGUCUUUAGUGUAUGGUAUAAAAUCUUUGUAGAAAUGUAUAGGUUCUUGGGAGCAAUUAGGUCAACGUCAAGUGGGUUUUAGACUUGUGAUUAAAAAAAUAAAACCCAUGAGGAAGAAAGGAAAUAAAGAAAUGUCUUGAAGUUUAAGUUUAAGAAACAAUGCUACUGAUAUUGUUUUGUUGUAAGAAAUUUUGGUAAUAAAACGAAGAAAUGAGAGAA